CCUCGUGGAGUUCCUAAAAUUGAUGUCACCUUCGAUUUGGAUGCAAAUGGCAUCUUAAAUGUUGCAGCAAAAGAGAUGAGUACUGGUAACGUAAAGAACAUAACCAUCAAAAAUGAUAAGGGUCGUUUGUCGCAAAGUGAAAUUGAUCGAAUGGUAAAUGAAGCUGAGAAGUAUGCCGAAGAAGAUGAAAAAGCGAGACAGCGAAUCGCCGCACGAAAUCAACUUGAAACUUAUGUAUUUAAUGUUAAACAGGCCAUAGAUGAUGCUGCUGAUAAAUUAGAUCAAUCGGAUAAGAAUAAUGUGGUUGAGAAAUGCAAUGAAACCAUAAAAUGGCUCGAUAACAACACCACAGCUGAGAAAGAAGAAUAUGAAUAUAGAAUGGAGGAAUUAACUAAAAUUUGUAGUCCGAUUAUGACAAAGAUGCACCAACAGGGCAAGGGCAAACCAGGCACAGAACCAACCAGUUGCGGUCAACAAGCCGGAGGUUUUGGUGGUGGCAACUACAGAGGUCCAACUGUUGAAGAAGUUGACUAAAUGCCAAAGAUUUGUAAAUUGUAAAUUGUAAACUUUAAAUUGUAAAUAUUGUAAUUUAGUGAAAACUUAUUUUUAGAUGUAGAUGUAUAUGUUAAUUUGAUCUAUCGAUGAAAUUGUAUUACUUAAAG
Teleopsis dalmanni is the source of this 662-nucleotide messenger RNA. RefSeq names its product major heat shock 70 kDa protein Ba-like. The transcript has a single exon. Gene Ontology annotation, molecular function: ATP-dependent protein folding chaperone; heat shock protein binding; ATP hydrolysis activity. The annotation marks the transcript as partial. Gene Ontology annotation, cellular component: cytoplasm. NCBI's taxonomy places the organism in Eukaryota, Metazoa, Arthropoda, Insecta, Diptera, Diopsidae. Gene Ontology annotation, biological process: protein refolding; cellular response to unfolded protein. The record is from RefSeq and is a predicted model, not a curated record.